Molecule: messenger RNA, 1444 nt
Organism: Seminavis robusta
Lineage: Eukaryota; Bacillariophyta; Bacillariophyceae; Naviculales; Naviculaceae
Source: the annotation of a GenBank genome assembly
UUAAGACAUCGCUCAAACCACCUCAGCGUGACAACCGUAUCUUUCAGAGGCGAAAGAUCUUUGAUUUGUACCGGUGGCAUUGAUGUCAUCCAAUGUGUACCAGUGAGUGCGAUGGCUGGCAUGCUUCCUCGUACCUUGGAUACUGGGAGAGGUACUCCGAGCGACACAGCCUCACUAUUUAGUUGGAGCCACCACCGAGCACUGCUCUAAGGUAUCGGAUGUUUGGCACCUCAUUUAUGCCUGAAACUCCAACAUGUACACGCUUUGAGGUUCUUCUUUGGAUGAUAGUGCUGAAGAUCCGUAGGAGGCGGUAGCGGUAUUGGGUACCAUCGGCGGUAUCGGUACCAGCUGUAGAGGUACAAUACCGAAAUAUCAAAUCAACCGCCAUCACUCAAAUCUUUUGAAAGAAGGACAUUUGCUUGUUCUUUCUUUUCGUGAUCUUCUUUGAGUUACGUUGACCAUGAUGUUUCUCAAGACGAUUGUCGCUCCAUGGAUGCUCCUUGCGUCCCUUGUGGUUGGUGUCGAAGGACGUGGGACGCUUCGAGGCAAUGCUACCCAUCAUGACUUUACCAAUGAGACUGCUGCUGUGAAGAACGCUGAGAGAGACCUCACGGGCUACAAUAAUAAUCUUCCCCAAUUCCGCUUUGUCAAUCGUCAGUACAAUCUUGGUCGUUGUGAAGGAGACUGCCACGGUCAGAACAGCCGUUGCCGUGGAAGUUUGAUCUGUGUCUAUGGUGCCAACGCCGGUGACUUAUCCCAAUUCUGCCGUGGUCAUCCUAACGCUGGUCUAGAUUAUUGCCUGCCAGGUGGGGCUUGGACAGGUGGAGGUGGAAGCUAUGGAGGUGGAGGUGGUGGCGGCGGUGGCGGAGGCUACGGCAGCGCAGGCUACGGUGGUGGCGGAAGCGGUGGCGGUGGAAACAACUAUGGUAGUGGCGGAGGAAACAACAACUAUGGAGGUGGAAACAACUAUGGUGGCGGAAACAACUAUGGAGGUGGAAACAACUAUGGUGGAGGCUACAACAACAACCAUGGAGGUGGCUACAACAAUGGAUAUGGAUACAGGUCAGGUUCAGGUUCAAGGAGCGGGAGCAUGAUGUACUAUGGAGGAGGCUAUGGUGGCGGCUACGGCUAUGGUGGCGGCGGCCGCAACCAAGGAGGAGGAUAUGGUUAUGGUGGUGGCAGCCGCGGAGGCGGUCGAGGUGGCGGAAGAAGGCAGGGUGGCUACUAGCUUGUAGGCACACCCUGAUGCAAUGAGGCGACGCGACAAGCCAGUGCAUUGGCCAUUCAAGACAACACGUACUCUUGUAUCCCAUGUUUUUGUUUCAUUGGAAGUGAUUUUGGUUUCUUGGUGAACUCCUCGGAAAGGGAGGGGGGGAGUUUCCCAUGUCCCUUUUGAUGUAGCAACAAAACACCUCUAAAUUUGGGUUUACAUUCACGUCUCACU